Molecule: messenger RNA, 2813 nt
Organism: Astyanax mexicanus (Mexican tetra)
Lineage: Eukaryota; Metazoa; Chordata; Actinopteri; Characiformes; Acestrorhamphidae
Gene: tedc1
Product: tubulin epsilon and delta complex 1
Exons: 8
Coding region: 352-1704 (450 amino acids)
Source: RefSeq, a predicted model, not a curated record
GAGCAGGAUGGAGAGUGAUCAGGGAGAAAGUUGAUUGAACAGGGUGAAGCGUGAGCCGAGAGAAGAGUGAGCAUGGCGCAGAUUAGGACAGGGCCUGUUUCUUUGGUUAGCGUGUGUUGCCAAGGACAACAGGGGAGUUGAGGGCGGAGCAGAGACGUCAGUACGCAGAGCAGUUCGCGAUUCUGAUUGGAUAAGUUACGCGCCAAACUUGUGAGAGUAGGAAGUGAAUGUGAGCUGCAGCAGCAGCGCUGUACUGUAGUGUAGUCUACAGUGAACUAUAGUGUUUUACACUGUACUAUAGUGAACUGCAGUGUACUAAAGGUCGUGCAGUGUACUAUAAAGGCCGGUGGGAUGCAGCGCGAGGCGGGGGUGCGGGUCAGGGAGGUGAUUUCCGCGCUCCGCCGCCUGCUGUCCGCGCUCGGGCUGGAGUCAGUUCCCUCCGCUGACUCGUUCAGAAGAGCCAAAUUCAACAAGCCGGACUCGACAGAAGACCUGUGGAAGCUGCUCCAUCGUCUCCUAAUGAAGCUGUUUGAACGGGACUGUACCUGCCAGCCGCCACCAACCUCACCCCUGGACCCAGAGUUGGAGUUUGUGAGGAGUGCCCUGUGGUACACGGGGUACGGGGGCUGGUGGGUGACCAGGGCUCAGACCUGUAAAAGCCCUGGUAAAAUAGGGAGCAGAGACCUGCUGCUGGCCCUGGGAUGGGUGAUGUCCUCAGAUAACCUGCUGGAGACUCUGCUGGCAGAGAAAGUUCAAGAGUUGGAGCUCCUCUCCUCCACACCAGCGAGAGUGCCUGGUGGGGAGGAUUUGAUGACCUGUUUAAGUGUUUCCGAAGGGGGCGGAGCAGAGGGUGGAGAUGUGAGAAGUCUGCAGUGGCAUUAUGGAAAACUGAGGCUGCAGUGGAGAAGUCUUCUAGCAGCUCAGCAAGAGCAGUCCAAGCUUUGCCACAAGAUCCAGGCCAAAAUGUUCUGUUCACGUGAGCCGGAGGUCAGCACUGCUGAUGUUCCUGAAAGAUUAGGAUCUACAGGACUUCAGAAGGAUCUGGAGAGCAUUCAGUGCUUAAACAGAAUACUUGAGGCCUACCUGGAAUGGAAAGCUGUGGAACCACUGUUCUGGUGUUGGAUGGACAGUGUGAUGGAUGGUCACCUCUCGGACCAGAGCAGAGAGAAGGUAACUGACGAGUCACUAAAGGACCGAGCGGUCCCUCACAGCUGCCCCCAUGAGGACAAUGUCAGGAAGUCCUUCAGACAUCUAAACCAGAUGCUGCUAAAGCUGCAGACAGACCUCCGACGUGGACGAUUGGAGCAGACAACACUCACAUUUACUGCACAGGACAGGAGCUCAAGUUCAGCCCAGCUCAGCCCAGAGCAGAAGCGAGAACUGGAGAGGGACGUGGCUGCCCGCCUGCAGGGCUUAUCGCUGGCUAACACUCCCACAGCCACGUCCAGAGGCUUCAUCCCCAACCUGCAGGAGCCGCCAGCACCGCAUUCCGUGCCCAGGCUCCGACACGGUGUCCUGAACCAGGAGAACAAGGAUGGGACCACGGGAAGGCUCCAGGCCUCGGCAGCUCUGAAGGAACUGAAGGACAGGGAGGCUGUGCUGCUGUGGGAACUGGAGCUGCUAAAGAAAAGCCAAAGACUGGAAAUGCAGGCCCAAACCAGUGCGCUGCAGGGACUGGUGUUCAUUCCACCACUCAAGAGAUGAUGCACAGGCUCACAACCAAGAAACUUUUAACACGAUCUUACAUAUAUGGAUCUUAAAUAUAGCAACUUAAAAAUUAGUUUCUUUGAUUAAAAAAAAAGUGGCAUACAUGUAUCCAAAAGCAUUGUGUAAGACUGGUGGAGGAGACAAUGCCAAGAACAUUGCAUGAAAACUGUGAUAAAAAAAACAGGGUUAUUCCACCAAAUAUUGAUUUUUGGACUCCUAAAACUGUAUGAGCCAAAUCAGAGAAACUAAUUCAGAAACUGAAGUGUCUCUUAUUUUUUCCAGAGCUGUAUUUGGUACAUUUCUGCUAUUUUGCAACAAACAAAGAAAAUGGAAAAUAGAACCUUGCACACAUGAUAUGAUAUGAGUUUCUCCUAAGAUUAUAUUUAAGUUUAGGUUCAGGUAAUAAAAUUAUACUGAUGGCUUUGGAACAUUUUAUGUUAAAAUUGUAAAUCUUUUGCGUGCUGUGUUGUGUCAGGAAUUUGUGUAUCUGUGUGAGGGUUGUGUACAGAGAUGCAUCAUAUAUAACACUGGUGGAGGAAUCGGUGGUUGGGGAGGUCGGCGCGGGUGGUGGGAUUAGCAGAUUAAAGGAAGUCAUUUUCAGCUCUGAUUUUCAUCAGGAUUAUGAAGUGAUGUGUUAAUCCCGGGGCAGUGUAGAGCAUGAAGGAUCCUAACAGGAUUUCUUGUUACUGCCAAUACUUCCAUCCUCCUCCAGCCGAGUCUUCGUACUGGCGAGUUCUAGCUGCCGUAUUUUUUACUGUUAAUCAUGCUCGAUUUCAUAGAGCCGAAUUAAUAAACUCUCUUUCUCUCAGUAAUGAGAGCUGGAGAGGGGAACUAGCCACAGUGUCCUACACCCACUGUGAAAUUAGUGGAUCUGGUGAGGCUUCAGCAAGGCUGGAAUUGAGCAGAUUCGUCUUAAUUGAGGAUGCACAAAUCAAGCCUCAUACAAGAUUAUCCUGGAAGAGAACUCUGGCUCUCACUGCUCUGGCAGUGUUCCCCAAUUCUGAGAACUGUUUUCCAGGUUCCAGCAGAUUAGUAUUGUUGUUUCUAAAUUAAUAUAAACUUAUUUUCUUUGCAUUAUUUAAGAAAUAAAGAGUAAAUGUUCUUAA